AGUUUGAUGGGCCACCAAGCACACUCACAACGCAACACUAGUCACUCACUCACUCUAUUAUUUCUCUUUUAUUAUUCCCUUCAACAAACACCUUUCUUCUCAUACAAAAUUAUCUCUCCCAUGGCUAUGCCUUCCUGAACUAAACUACUCUUCUUCUACAAUCCCCUUUCCUUUCAUUUCCGCCGACCACAAUGAGGAAUGCCCUUCCCAUUCUCAACCGUCAUCGCCGCCGUCUUCCCUUUACAACUUUGCGCCAUGGGAGCAUCAUAGAGACCAUAUUGCAGAAAUGUGGAUCAUUGAGAUAUAAAAAUGAUAUUUUUAUUUGGGGGAGUCCAUUGAAUCGGUUUCCCUAUAACUUGUUACUCCAGCAUUCAUAUUCUACUGGUUUUACCAGUGUUCAUGGUGAAGGAACAUCUGCAGAGUAUGCGAAGUUGCGGAAAGAAUCAUUAGAAAGUGAGUUUGGACAAGCUCUAGGGACAUAUAGCUCCAAAAGUUUUUCUUCUGUCUACCGUUUUGGUCCAUUUUUGGCUUUGUAUAGAGCAGCCAUUGUGUCGUUCCAUGUUGUUAAGCUCACUAUUUGGCAACUUUUUAUUCAAGAUGUUGAAAAACGUGCCAUCAAGUUUCGAGAAACUUUGAUCCGGUUGGGACCCUUUUACAUCAAGCUUGGGCAAGCUCUGAGCACGAGGCCUGAUAUACUACCAACUAUAUAUUGCAAUGAGCUUGCUAAGCUACAGGAUCAAAUACCGCCAUUUCCUACUCGUACUGCAAUUAAAUCCAUAGAAACACAAUUUGGUGUUCCAAUUUCUGAAAUUUUUGCUGACAUAAGUGCAAAGCCCAUUGCAGCAGCAUCGUUAGGGCAGGUCUAUAAAGCUCACCUGCACACUGGAGAGCUAGUUGCUGUCAAGGUUCAAAGGCCUGGUAUGACACUUCUAUUGACCCUUGAUGCCUUGUUAUUUCAUAUGAUUGGUGGCCAAAUGAAGCGUUUUGCCAAGGCCCGCAAAGAUCUAUUAGUAGCAGUAAAUGAGAUGGUAAGACAUAUGUUUGAUGAAAUUGAUUACAUUCAAGAGGCAACAAAUGCUGAGCGAUUUGCUUCUUUAUACGGUUUAUACCCUUCUGACACCCAAACGAGUCACCAAGAUUCUAAAGAAGGGGGAACUGUUCAUCAUAGAAUAGGAGAUCGUAUUAAAGUUCCAAAAAUAUAUUGGGACCUUACCCGCAGAGCUGUGCUUACUAUGGAAUGGAUUGAUGGAAUUAAGCUUACAGAUGAAAAUGGCCUGAAGAACGCCUGCUUGAAUAGAAGGGUUUUAAUUGACCAGGGGUUGUAUUGCUCUUUGAGACAACUGCUCGAGGUGGGAUUUUUCCAUGCUGAUCCACAUCCGGGAAAUCUGGUAGCCACUAAAAGUGGCUCACUUGCAUAUUUUGAUUUUGGAAUGAUGGGUGAUAUUCCACGACAUUAUCGUGUGGGGCUGAUCCAAGUGCUUGUGCACUUUGUUAAUCGUGACUCACUGGGUUUAGCAAAUGACUUCCUUUCCUUGGGAUUUCUUCCUGAGGGAGUUGAAAUAAAAUCGGUUUCAGAUGCCUUGCAAGCCACUUUUGGUGAUGGGUCUAGACAUUCUCAAGAUUUCCAGGGAAUCAUGAAUCAGUUAUACGAUGUUAUGUAUGAAUUUGAAUUUUCUCUUCCUCCUGAUUACGCUCUCGUAAUAAGAGCAUUGGGAUCACUAGAAGGCACUGCAAAGGUUCUGGAUCCUGAUUUUAAAAUCAUUGAGAGUGCAUAUCCUUUUGUGAUUGGAAGGCUUCUGGCAGACCCGAAUCCUGAUAUGAGGAAAAUUUUGAGGGAGCUUUUAAUUCGCAACAAUGGAUCGAUAAGGUGGAACCGACUAGAACGCCUAAUAGCAGCAAUAUCUGAACAAGCUUCUGCAUCUGCUGAUGAGCCCCCUGAUAUGGAUGAAACUACAAGAACUCGUCUCGGAUGGAAAUCUUUUGACAUGCAUUCUGUUGUUUCCGCCACUGAAGAUCUUUUACUGUUCAUUUUAUCGAGAAAGGGUCAGAGAGUGCGUGUUUUCCUGUUACGAGAUAUAAUUGAAGCUGCUGAUGCUUUUAUGGAUGAUGAAAUUGUUGGUUGCAUGCUAAAUGACACACUUAGAGCAAGAAAUUUCGAGGAGGAACAUGACAUGUUGAUGAGAGUCCUUAAUGGGUUUCAGUCUCUCCGACGAGCUAUGAAUUUGGCCCCGGAUAUCUGGACAGCGAUGUUUCUCCGAUUGGCAGUUAAAAGUGAGCUUCAUAACUUUGGAUUAGACUUAAUUUCAGCCUUAAUGAUUCAUUUUAGUCACAAAAUUCCUGAAACUACUUGGGUCUGUUUGUCAAGAUUACUACAUGAGUUGACCAAAAAAGACAGCUCAGUUGAACAAUGAUAUAAUCAGAUAGGUUUAGCCUUCUAACAAAAUUUUGCCACCAUUUUAUUUUUUCUUUUUCUUUCACUCAUUAUAAUUAGAUUUUGACACAUUAUUAGCUAACCAAAUAACAAUCUUUAUAAAGUUGUCAGACAAUACUUAUUCUUUGUUAAUUAUAUAAUAAAAAAAUGUGCUGACAUACAUGAUUCAA
Molecule: messenger RNA, 2601 nt
Organism: Cannabis sativa
Lineage: Eukaryota; Viridiplantae; Streptophyta; Magnoliopsida; Rosales; Cannabaceae
Exons: 14
Coding region: 192-2411 (739 amino acids)
Source: RefSeq, a predicted model, not a curated record